Molecule: messenger RNA, 384 nt
Organism: Pyricularia grisea
Lineage: Eukaryota; Fungi; Ascomycota; Sordariomycetes; Magnaporthales; Pyriculariaceae
Exons: 2
Coding region: 1-384 (127 amino acids)
Source: RefSeq, a predicted model, not a curated record
AUGGAUGCCAGUAAUCUUGCCACGUGUGACUUCGGGUGCUUCCACAUUGGGCUCGGGCUUAGUGGCGAGCUCGACCGCGCGCGCGGCCACGCCAGCCUCGCUAUCAGCAAUCUCGUUGACGUCGUCGUUGGGCCGCGGAACUGCAGGAAAAGCCGGUCGCCCCUGAUGGAUCUCCUCGUUGCUGUCCGAAGGCCGAAUAGAGCGCGGGCGAUCGUCUUGUACAAAUCCGUGUCACGCAUCGCGGUCAUAAAGUUGGAUAGUCGAGUUGGUACUAAGGUGGUCAUGAAGUUGGUCAUCGAGGCCGGGAGGGCGGGGAUCUGCACCCUCAAUGGACUGGCGCUGCGCAAUCGGAACGGCAGCGGGGGGUUCUUGUCGAUCGAGUAG